Molecule: messenger RNA, 1443 nt
Organism: Sclerotinia sclerotiorum 1980 UF-70
Lineage: Eukaryota; Fungi; Ascomycota; Leotiomycetes; Helotiales; Sclerotiniaceae
Exons: 4
Coding region: 1-1443 (480 amino acids)
Source: RefSeq, a predicted model, not a curated record
AUGCCCGUAGAUUUUGUCGCAAAUGUAAUAUGGGGGAAGGUUACCUGGCUUCCUAGUCUUUGGACUGUGGCCAAGGUAGUGCCGGUUGUUUGCGUCAUUGUCUUGGUGAAGCUUUUCUCUGCGGGAGCGAAAAAUACAUCGGAGAGGAAGAUGCAUGGGAAAGUGAUUAUGGUGACAGGAGGGACGUCUGGGAUAGGCGCUGCAGCAGUUCUAGAACUAGCAUCACGAGGAGCGCAGAUAGUUCUCCUCACACGCCAAUCUCCAUCGGAUAUGUUCCUUGUCGACUAUAUCGAAGAUUUGCGGGAAAGAACCGGGAACGAAUUGAUUUACGCUGAACAAGUCGAUCUCUCAUCUUUGUAUAGCAUUCGGAAAUUUGCUACGAGAUGGAUCAACAAUGCACCACCACGACGACUGGACAUGAUCGUACUAUGCGCUGCCACACUUACUCCCCCGGGCAAACCUCGUGUUACAACAAAAGAGGGUAUCGAAGAAACCUGGAUGAUUAAUUACUUGGCAAAUUUUCAUCUUCUCAGUAUUCUCAGUCCCGCAAUUCGCGCUCAACCACCAGAUCGGGAUGUGCGAAUUAUAUUUACAACCUGCUCAUCUUAUAAUAAAAGUCCCACUGUCGGGGAUGGUAGUGAUGCAAUAAAAAAGAAAGAUUGGAACCCUUCAGCGGCAUAUGCCAGGAGCAAAAUGGCAUUGAUGAUAUUUGGACAAGCCUUUCAGAAGCACCUGGAGUCAUACAAACGACCCGAUGAAGCGGUUAUGAAUGCACGAGUUAUAUUUGUGGACCCCGGAUAUUGUCGCACACCAGGUUUCAGAAGAUGGUUCUCCCGGGGUACAUUGUGGGGAUUGGCAUUAUAUGUCAUGUUAUGGCAAAAUGUUUGGCUUCUAUUGAAGAGCUCUCAAGGAGGUGCCCAGAGUAUUUGCUACUCCGCUAUGGAAGCAGCAUUAGGAAGAGGGCCUGGUGGAAAACUCAUCAAAGAGUGCAGAGAAAUAGAUUUUGCUACUUCUGAUAUCAAAGACGAAACUAUUGCAAAGAAGUUAUGGGAAGGUAGUGAGAAUUUGAUCGAGAGAGUUGAAAGAGAAGAAGCCGUUAGAAGAGCUUUAGAGAAGAAAGAGGAAGAGGCGGCUGAAAAGGCAAAUGGAGCAAGUGAGAAACCCUCUGACAACUCCGGCACUAUAGGAACAGCGCCCGAGAAUUCUAAAGGAAAAUCUAGAAGGCAACGCAAAGCGAACCCACAGAUCAGCGGACGUUCCUAUGCAUCAUGUCAGGCACUUUCCAGGUAUGAUGGCAUUGUUUCAUUCAACGUGGGCGCGAGGCUUGCAAAGGUUUUCAAGUUCAUUGCAAAAGAUACAUGGGAGAUUUUCGAACGGGUCCUCUACGACAUGUAUCCACAGACUCAUGAAGACCAUGUCACCUAUUAUCCACAGCGGAAGUAG